CGAGUAUUAUAUGAACUCAUUUUGUAGUAAAAAGAAGUGUGGUUUCCAAAAACGCAUCCGUGCAUGCGCUGCAACGCCGCCUAUCAAGACUUUCUAUUACUAUUCUACUCGAUCAUCUUCACUUAUUACCCCUUUCUGUCUGUAUAUAUAUAUACCCAUCUGUCAUUUAUAUAAAAAUCAUCAACUAUGGAGAGCUUUGAAGACUAUAAUAUACGCACCAGUCCUCAUCCAUUAUUGAUGGCUCGAGUCAUGGCUGUCAACCCAGAAAGUGGUGUAGUCCCUGUAGAGACUACUUGUGCAGAAGAUGCUGGUGCAGCUUUUGUUCUUGAAUCUAAAGGGGAGUGGUAUCAUGCUGGAUAUCAUUUGACAACUGCAAUAGUGGGGCCAACAGUACUGGCUUUGCCGUUUGCAUUUAGAGGGAUGGGAUGGAUACUAGGCUUCUUCUCCUUGUUUGUGAUGGGAGCUGUGACCUUCUAUGCUUACUAUCUCAUGUCACUUGUGCUUGAUUUCUGUGAAAAGUCAGGCCGUCGCCACAUCCGAUUUCGUGAACUCGCUUCUGAUGUUUUAGGGUCUGGAUGGAUAUUUUAUUUUGUUGUGUCAAUACAAACGGCGAUCAAUAUUGCAGUAUCGGUGGGAUGUAUAUUGCUUGCAGGAAGUUGCCUUCAGAUCAUUUACACGCUAAUUACUCCAACCGGAACCAUGAAACUGUAUCAAUUCAUAGCUAUAGUGACAGUAGUAAUGAUGCUUCUCUCUCAGCUGCCAACCUUCCACUCUCUAAGGCAUAUCAAUCUAGGCUCACUUAUUCUCUGCUUAGGCUUCUCGUUCCUUACUACAGCGGCUUGUAUAUAUGCAGGUACCUCCGAAAAUGCACCUCCUAGGGAUUAUUCUUUAGCAAAAUCAUCGUCAUCAAAGCUAUUUAAUGCAUUCACAUCAAUAUCUAUCAUAGCUGCAAUAUUUGGAAACGGAAUAUUGCCUGAGAUACAAGCAACACUGGCGCCACCAGCAACUGGGAAGAUGGUGAAGGGCCUAGUACUGUGUUACUUGGUAAUCAUCGUUACUUUCUGCUCUGUUUCAAUUUCGGGGUACUUGGUGUUCGGGAACCAAUCCACUCCGAAUAUUUUAACCAGUUUCCUGACAAUUCAAGGACCUGAACUGGUUCCCAAAUGGCUUGUAGGACUUACCGUUGGCCUUGUUCUUGUCCAACUUUUUGCCAUUACCUUGGUGUACUCUCAAGUAACGUACGAGAUUAUGGAAAAGAAAUCAGCUGAUGUGAAACAAGGAUUGUUCUCCAAAAGAAACUUGAUCCCGAGAAUAAUUCUUCGGUCUGUGUACAUGAUAUUAUGUGGCUUCUUUGCUGCAAUGCUGCCAUUUUUUGCAGACAUUAGCGCCGUAGUUGGAGCCAUUGGCUUCAUUCCUCUAGACUUCAUCCUUCCUAUGCUUUUAUACAACAUGACGUUCAAGCCUUCGCGUUCUUCAUUCGUGUAUCGAUUCAACAACAUAAUUAUGAUCGUCUUUACAUGCGUAGGACUCUUGGGCGCAUUCUCUUCUAUACGACAGUUGGUUCUUGAUGCUAAGACCUUCAAGUUCCUUGCGGACUAGUUUAGUUUAAAAUCUCCAGAGUGCUCAGCAAUGUUGUUUUGUGAAACUCAAGAGUGCUCUGCAAUAUAGUUUUGGGUACUUAGUAUAAAUUCUUUGUAUAGCUUUUUCUUACUUUCUUUGAUCCAACUCCACUUCUGUACCAAAGAAUGAGUUUCAUUCAUCUUGCAUAUAUAUUUUGUUAUCUA
Molecule: messenger RNA, 1784 nt
Organism: Daucus carota subsp. sativus
Lineage: Eukaryota; Viridiplantae; Streptophyta; Magnoliopsida; Apiales; Apiaceae
Product: probable GABA transporter 2
Exons: 7
Coding region: 187-1599 (470 amino acids)
Biological process (GO): amino acid transmembrane transport
Cellular component (GO): plasma membrane
Molecular function (GO): amino acid transmembrane transporter activity
Source: RefSeq, a predicted model, not a curated record